Funneliformis mosseae is the source of this 2145-nucleotide messenger RNA. Lineage: Eukaryota; Fungi; Glomeromycota; Glomeromycetes; Glomerales; Glomeraceae. The record is from the annotation of a GenBank genome assembly.
AUGUUAGGAUUUGACAUUUCAAGACUUCCACAAACCGAAGAUGAAAUCGACUUUUCUGAUAUCGAAUCUAAAUAUCAAGUUCCUUAUGAAGAAGGUUUUGAUACAAUUAUAGUAGUGGAUAAUGUUCCUAUAGUUGAUGAAAGCAAACAAGAAAAAUUAUUAAAAUUUAUAAGGAAAAUUUUUAAAAAUGCUGGAGAUAUUAAAGAAAAUGGAAUUAAUAUGCCAAUGGACACGGAUCCAGAUACUGGAAAAUCGACUUCUAAAGGAUAUCUCUUCAUUGAAUUUGAAACACCCGAACAAGCAAGUUUGGCUAUAAAAAAUUAUGAUAAUUAUUCAAUGGAUAAAACACAUUGUCUUGCUGUAAAUAGAUUUACAGAUGUUGAAAAAUAUUCACAAAUUGAAGAAGAAUACAAAGAACCUGAAGAAGAAAAAUUUGUUGAAAAAGAACAUUUAAGAAGCUGGCUUACUGAUUCGCAAGCACGUGAUCAAUUCGUGCUUUACCGUGGAGAUGAUGUGAGCAUUUUAUGGAAUAAGAAGGCUGAACCUCCAGAAGAAGAGCAUAAACGUGUCAAUUGGACUGAAACAUAUGUUCAAUGGUCACCAUUGGGAACUUACUUAGCUACAUUUCAUCGUCAGGGGAUUGCUUUAUGGGGAGGGCCUAGCUGGAACAAGAUCAUUAGGUUCGUUCAUCCGGGCGUCAAACUUAUAGAUUUUUCGCCCAAUGAACGCUUUCUCGUUACAUGGAGUAAUGAGUCUAUCUCUCUUGGGCCAAAUGGUGGCAUAGGUACUCCAUUUGGACCCGAAGAUGAAGGACAUCAAAUUAUUAUAUGGGAUGUUUUAACUGGAAACCUUUUGCGUUCAUUUCCUUCUUCAACGUCGACUGAUGGUGCUCCUAAUAAAAUCACAUGGCCAAUGUUUAAAUGGUCUCCAUCAGAUAAAUAUUUUGCCAGGGUUACGCCAAAGCAACAGAUUUCUGUAUACGAAACACCCUCAAUGGGAUUGGUUGGAAAGAAAAGUUAUAAAGUUGAAGGAGUAGAAGAUUUUGAAUGGGCUCCCGCGUUUGAUAAAGAAAGAGAAAAACAGAACGCAGGUGACAAAAAGAAUAGAGAGGAAAUGCUAAGUUACUGGACACCUGAAAUUGGCAAUCAACCUGCUCGUGUCACGCUACUAAAUAUUCCAUCCAAAGAGAUUGUACGAACAAGAAAUUUGGUUAAUGUUAAAGACUGUAAGAUGCAUUGGCAAUCAAAUGGAGAUUUCUUGUGUGUUAAAAUUGAUCGACACACAAAGACCAAAAAAUCCACUUUCGCAAACCUUGAAAUAUUUAGGGUCCGUGAGAAAGAUAUUCCUGUUGAAGUCAUUGAGGUUAAGGACACUGUGAUUGCUUUUGCAUGGGAACCUAAGGGUGAACGUUUCGCAAUAAUUACAACAAAUGACCCUAAUUAUGGACAGUCAACACAAGGCGUGAGAACUAAUGUCUCAUUUUAUUAUCUUGAGAAACCUAAACCUGGUAAAGGUGGAGACAAAGUUGGCACGGCUAACUUCAAACUAAUUAAAACAUUGGAAAAGAAAACUUCUAAUGCCAUUUAUUGGUCACCGCGUGGUCGACAUAAGGAAGGAUCAAAAAAUGACCCAGCUGCCUCUAUACAGCUAAUGUCUACUCAGGAGCACUACGGUGUUACUGAUAUUGAAUGGGACCCUACUGGACGUUAUGUGAUCACUAGUGCUAGUUUUUGGAGACAUUCAAUGGAAAAUGGAUAUUCUUUAUGGGAUUUUAAAGGAGCACUUUUGCAAAAACAAUUGCUAGAUAAAUUUAAGCAAUUGUUAUGGAGACCUCGUCCAAAGAGUCUAUUAUCAAGUGACGCUAAAAAGAAAAUCAAAAAGAACAUAAGAGAUUACUCUAAAGCUUUUGAAGAAGAAGACGCCCUUGCACAAACUUCGGUAUCUAAAGAAUUGUUGGCACAUCGUCGUCGCCUUGUUGAUGAGUGGAAUGCUUGGCGUAAACGCGUUGAAAAGGAAUUAGCAGAAGAAAAAGAAAGAGCAGGUGUGCAAAUUAUCCCUAGAAGAGAUGAUGAUGAGAAUGUUGAAAUUAUUGAAGAAUGGAUUGAAGAAGUUGUAGAAGAAACCGAAGAAAUUGUUGAGGAUUAG